AUGGAAAACAAGCUUGAAGCAAAAGACAAAAGCAUUCAGAAAAGAAUACCACGUUCGGUACCAAAAGGUAAGGAAAAGAACUAUAAGUAUAUGAUUUAUACUGAAGAGAUGGAAAAUGAAGAAGAUAAAGAUAUGGUUAUGUUGCAUUUAGUCAGAAGAAACAACAAAAGCUUUUACGACCUUGCUAAGAUUUACAAAUCUGACAGAAGUUGGUUCUAUCGCGAAAACUUACCGAUUUCAAUGACCCCAAAUGAAGAUGUGAAACAAAUAGUUCAAGAUACGUUACCUCAAACACACUAUGAUAUGAAAGGUUGUACAAUACUUACCUUCAAAGAAGACUUACCGCUACUGAAAGAAAAAAUAACAGAGUAUUUUGACAACUUCAAACAAGCAGAGUAA
Molecule: messenger RNA, 399 nt
Organism: Trichomonas vaginalis G3
Lineage: Eukaryota; Parabasalia; Trichomonadida; Trichomonadidae
Exons: 1
Coding region: 1-399 (132 amino acids)
Source: RefSeq, a predicted model, not a curated record